GCACUUUUAAAUUACAUAGAAAAGCCUCCAACACUUUACAAAUAUGUAAGGCUGAGGCAGAGAUAUAGUACAUUGUGAGCACGCUAACACUUUAUUCCCAAAUAUAUCAUAAAGGACCUUGAAUAUCCCAAAGAGGUCAAGGUGCAGUGAAGCCCUUUGAGCUCCUGAUCUGUAGUCCUCCUUGGAUUACCUGAAGGACCGAUGGGAACCCUGCGGGACCUGCAGUACGCUCUGCAGGAGAAGAUCGAGGAGCUACGGCAACGUGACGCCCUGAUUGAUGAGCUGGAGCUGGAGCUUGACCAGAAAGACGAGCUGAUCCAGAGGCUGCAGAACGAGCUGGACAAGUACCGCUCAGUGAUACGACCCGCCACAGCCCAACAGGUCCAGGCCCAGCAACAGAAAUUGGUUCUGCAGCCAGAUCAGCAACGCAGCAAGAGGCAGGCCAUCUCUGCAGAACCCACGGCCUUUGAUAUCAGCGAGCUGUGCCACGUCACAUUGCCCUUCUACCCCAAGAGCCCACAGUCAAAGGAGCUAAUAAAGGAAGCCAUCUUGGACAAUGACUUCAUGAAAAACCUGGAAAUCUCUCAGAUCCAGGAGAUCGUGGACUGCAUGUACCCAGUGGAUUAUGGGAAGGAUUCCUGUAUCAUAAAGGAAGGAGAUGUGGGCUCACUGGUAUUUGUCAUGGAAGAGGGUAAAGUGGAGGUGACCAAAGAGGGGAUGAAGCUGUGCACGAUGGGUCCAGGAAAAGUUUUCGGAGAGCUUGCCAUCCUCUACAACUGCACCCGGACUGCUACAGUCAGGACUCUAACCCAUGUGAAGCUGUGGGCCAUUGACAGACAGUGCUUUCAGACCAUCAUGAUGAGAACCGGCCUUAUCAAACAUUCUGAAUAUAUGGACUUUCUAAAGAGUGUUCCAACCUUCAAGGGUCUUUCAGAGGAAACUCUCAGUAAAAUGGCAGAUGUCAUGGAGGAGACUCACUAUGAUGAUGGAGAGUACAUCAUCCGACAGGGCGCACGCGGCGACACCUUUUUCAUCAUCAGCAAGGGGAAGGUGAACGUGACUCAGGGGGAUUUAGUUAAUCAGGAGCCAAUUCACCUGAGGGAGCUGGGCAGAGGGGACUGGUUUGGAGAGCGAGCGCUCCAAGGGGAAGACGUGAGAACAGCCAACGUCAUUGCUCUUGAGGCUGUUACCUGCCUGGUUAUCGACAGAGACUCAUUCAAGCAUCUGAUUGGUGGACUGGAUGACGUCUCAAAUAAAGUCUACGAGGAUGCUGAAGUCAAGGCCAAAUACGAAGCUGAGAAUGCCUUCUUCUCCAGCCUAAAGCUUGAUGACUUCAACAUCAUUGAUACUCUGGGAGUGGGAGGAUUUGGACGAGUUGAGCUGGUGCAACUGAAGAAUGAGGAAGCUAAAACAUUUGCAAUGAAGAUUCUGAAGAAACGUCAUAUUGUGGACACGAGGCAGCAGGAGCACAUCCGCGCAGAGAAACACAUUAUGACUGAGGCGCACUCAGACUUCAUCGUCAGGGGUUCAUUUGAUGACUUGACCACAAGGUUCUACACAGGCUGCGUGGUUGAAGCAUUUUCUUACCUGCAUGCCAAAGGCAUCAUCUACAGAGACCUGAAACCUGAGAACCUGAUCCUGGAUAAUCGAGGAUAUGCCAAACUGGUGGAUUUUGGUUUUGCAAAGAAGAUCGGCGUCUGCAAGAAGACAUGGACGUUCUGUGGCACGCCGGAGUACGUUGCUCCAGAGAUCAUCUUGAACAAAGGUCAUGAUGUCUCAGCAGACUACUGGUCUCUUGGGAUCCUGAUGUAUGAGCUGCUUACUGGCAGUCCCCCAUUCUCAGGUCCGGAUCCAAUGAAAACAUACAACAUCAUUUUGAGAGGCAUUGACAUGAUUGAGUUCCCCGAGAAGAUCACAAAAAAUGCUUCAAACCUCAUCAAGAAGCUCUGCAGGGAUAGUCCAUCAGAGAGACUCGGAAAUCUCAAAAAUGGAGUUAAGGACAUCCAGAAGCACAAGUGGUUCGAAGGGUUUAGCUGGGAAGGGCUGAGAAAAGGAACACUGACUCCACCCAUCGUACCUAGGGUGUCCUCUCCAGUAGAUACCAGUAACUUUGACAGUUUUCCAGAGGACGCAGACGAGCCGCCACCUGAUGAUAAUUCAGGAUGGGACUAUGACUUUUAAACAGUCUGCCUCUCUGAGACGGUUUUACAGAUGAAGACCAACAAGGCAAAAAAGUUGACUGUGGAGCUUUAUGUCUGAAAUGAACUCAUCAUUCUUUAAAAGAGCCUGAAGUGUUGAUGAAAGUAAAGGAAAAUUAUUCAUUGGAAAGACUACAUUGAUGCAUCAGGUCAUUCAAACAGGGCUGAGCAAUGAAGCAGCUGAAACUCCAGAGGGGGCGGAGUUAUACUCUGUGGCUUUACAUGCUUGAUUUUCCUUCUGGUUCUUGGAAGAUGUUGGGAAUGAACUAUUGAGCCAAAUGGAAUACUGCUGCAGUUUUCUAUGAUUCUGAGUUGAUUUUUGCCUCAGAAGAACUUCCUCCGUCAGUACCAUAGUGGUCUUUAAUCCCAAUUUGUUUUUCUAACAGUUUUUGUCC
Cyprinodon variegatus (sheepshead minnow) is the source of this 2593-nucleotide messenger RNA. RefSeq names its product cGMP-dependent protein kinase 1-like (gene prkg1b). The transcript is spliced from 17 exons. Gene Ontology annotation, biological process: protein phosphorylation. The coding region runs from base 202 to 2181 and encodes 659 amino acids. Gene Ontology annotation, molecular function: ATP binding; cGMP-dependent protein kinase activity. Lineage: Eukaryota; Metazoa; Chordata; Actinopteri; Cyprinodontiformes; Cyprinodontidae. The record is from RefSeq and is a predicted model, not a curated record.